UUUUGUUUUCAGUCUCAUAGCCAUAUUCAUAAUCCAAAAUGGAAUUUUGAAUUUUUUAUCUUUUAUCUCAUAAAACUCAUAAGCAUACGUCUGUUGGUGUUGGCACUUCAGCUCUUAAACAAUUAAGGUGACCGGUGAAUCAGAAAAUUAUCAUUGGAUAAAUUAGAAGUUAUGAAUUUCGGAGACUGCAAUGAAUUCUCGUUCUCUAAUGAAGACUUUGUAUUUCAAACUAAAAUUGGAAACAAAUCAAAAAUAAACACACACAUUGGUAGGAAUCUUAAGCAAUUUUUUGCCUAUGCUAGUUCUGGGAAAGCUAGCGUCAAGUAGGUCAACUGUUCGACAAAGAACUGGAAUCAUCUUGGCAAGUAAAAAUGGAUAAUGGUUAUUUUAGAUACAAACUUGGAGAUCUUAAAACAAGGCAUCUUCCUGGAAAGUACAAUUUUGUUGCUCAGCUAAACAUUAAAAGAGCAGUCGAAAGAAGAAAGCCUGAUUUUAUUACUGAUGUUAUCAUGCCUUUUGAUCCAAAUUGUUUCAAUUUUACAAAAAUAUCCAACAAUGAAAUACUAUUCAGUAUUGUGUCCCAACAUCAAAUGCAAGAAAUAUCAACACUCAACAUAAAGUUAAAAACAAAUGUCCUGGCUAUAAAUGUAAGCCCGCUUGAAUACUGCAAUAGUUUGCUUGUUCCAGGUAUUGAAGAAUGUUAUCCUCAGGUUAUAAACUUUGAUGGACUAAAACUUGCUGUAGAAACUAUGCUCAUCAGUGCUAAUCCUGCUUUAAGAAUAGGUUUUAAUAGUUUGGGAGGAUACGCAUCUGUGAACCACUUCCACUUUCACCUCUAUUAUUUAAAAUCCAUUCUUUUUAUAGAGCAUGCUAAAGUGGAACAUUUGAUGGGAAACUGUCAUGUGUUGAAAUGUUUUCCAGCUAAUGGUUUUGUUUUUGAAAUUUUGAAAAAUGAAGAUAUUGGAUUAAUUGUUGGAUCAGUACUCAAGUUAAUAAAUUUUUUACUGGAAAGGAAGAUUUCACACAAUAUCUUCAUAACAAGGGGAAGUUCUUUCAAACAUGAUGAUGUAGGAACAUCAGAUAUUUAUGAUGCAGUGAGAAUAUACAUUUGGGCAAGGAAAUCAGUAUUUGGUUCAAAGUAUGAUAAAAGAUUUAAUCCAGCUCUCUGUGAAUUAGGAGGGCAUCUAGUUAUAAAAGGCCGCCUGCAGAUAAUGCGCAGGAAAAUACGGUAUAUACACAACAUAAGAGCUUUACUUCCAAGCAUGAUAAAAGCAUCAUAUUAUGAUACAGUAACAGAAAAUGAUGCUGCUGCAGUGUUACAAGAUGCAUGUCAAGAAACAUUUGAUAAAAUUCUAGAAGAUGUAAAGCUGCUGUAUUCAUGAAUUAGUAUGAUCUAACACCUUA
Messenger RNA from Uloborus diversus, 1404 nucleotides. Its product is annotated as GDP-D-glucose phosphorylase 1-like. Gene Ontology annotation, cellular component: cytoplasm. The coding region runs from base 372 to 1382 and encodes 336 amino acids. Lineage: Eukaryota; Metazoa; Arthropoda; Arachnida; Araneae; Uloboridae. The transcript has 14 exons. Gene Ontology annotation, biological process: glucose metabolic process. The record is from RefSeq and is a predicted model, not a curated record. Gene Ontology annotation, molecular function: GDP-D-glucose phosphorylase activity.